AUGGCUAACUUCUUAGGAACAAAAAUUAGUGACAUUGACUUAAAUGAAGUAAAAAAAGAAUUAAGAAAAAAAAAUAAAAAUUAUGAUGAAUAUGAUUUAUAUGUUUAUUAUAAAAAAUUAGUAGAUUUAGAAAAAAUUAAAAAUGAAAAAAAAAAAAAAAGGAAAAGAAUUUUGAAAGAGGACGACGAGGGUUUUAAGCCUUGUAAUUAUAUAUCAAGUAUAUAUAAUAAAAAUAAAAAUAAAAUAACAAAAAACAUAUAUGAUUAUAUUGAUCAAUAUGAUAAUAUAUAUGAGGAUAUAUACACCAAUGAUAAUUUUCAAGAACAAAAUAGCUACACAGAUAAUAUAAAUUUUACCUUUUUCAAUGACAGCAUUUCUUAUGAACUGUUGAGAAAACAUAAUUAUAUAGACGGCAUACCAAUAGGGAUACGCAUAAAUGAGAUAGAAUAUUAUAACAAUAGUAAUAUAAGUAAUUUUUCAAAAAAUUGUAACAAACAAACUGAAUCCCGAUAUAAAUGCGAAUCUUCUUUACAAUCCAAUAAGGAUCCUAAUAAUUAUUCUCAGAGCCAGGAUAUGAACUAUUUUAAAACAAAUAUAGAUUUGAAAUGUGAAAUAGUAGAAGAUAAAGAAGUAAAUUUAGUAAAGCACAAAGAAAAGAAAACUUAUAAGUCGAAUUUUGUAGAAAAAAAAAUAAACAAAUGUGUAGAAAAUAAGUGUCGAGAAAUCGGACCUAAAUUACCAGGCAUAUUUGAUCAAGUAAGAAAAAAUGAAAUAAUAUACAAAGAAAACAAUAAUGAACGUUUACAAAAUGAAUAUUUAAAUAUUUUGUCCAGAAGAAAUCGUAUUAUUUCAUUUAAGUUAAAAGAACAAAAAGAAUUUGAAAAAAAAAUUAAAGAAAUAUAUAAACCCAAAAAUAAUUUUGAAGGGGCUUUUUUUGAUAAGGAAAAAACAAGUAUAAAAAAUAUUACAAAAAAUGAAUUCGAUGCAAUUCGUAUUAAUUUUUUAGAACAUAAAAAUGAUGAAUAUGACCAACAUAAAUUCACGAUAUAUAAUGAUAUGAAAAUAGAUGGAAUUAUAGACAAUUUUGAAAAAAAAAAAAUAUUUGGGCAGGUUAACAAUUAUGAUAAUUACUCGGACAGCUCUUGUGAAUAUAUUCAUACUGAAUCUGAUAUAAGAAAAAUUAAUAAGCAUCUUGAAAUAAAAGAUUUAGAUGAAGAAAUGGAGGAAACACGAGCUAUAACUAAAAUGAGAUAUAACAUAAGUAAAGAGAGAAAUGAAAACAUUAUUGAUAAUAUACAAUAUGGAAAAGAAAGAUGUAAAAUAAGCGAUAUAGAAGGGAGCAUUAUAAAUUUAUUUGCAUUAUAUGAUACUUCAAAUUAUGAAAAGGUAGAGGUAAUGGCGUUAUUAGAAUUUUAUUCGAUUUUUUAUAAAAGUAAAAGUAAACGUAUUGAUACAAAUAACAAUAUUAUUUCUUUUCCUAAUAAUAUGAACGACAAAAAAAUGGAUGAAAUAUAUAGACAAUACUCAAAAUUAACAAAUUUACAAAAUAAAGAAUUAAGCAAAAAAGAACUAAUAAAUUUAUAUGCUCCAAACAAAAAAUGGACACGUGCAACUACAAAUAACGAAGAAAAUGAAAGUAAAUUGGAAAAUGAUAUUGAUUCUCUUAAAAAUAAAAUUAAUUUUAAUGAUUUAAAAAAAAAAAAUCGAUUCUUAUUUUUUUGUAAAAUGAAAGAGAAUAAUAAUAUUAAAAAAAAUGCUCAUAUUUUUUCAAAAACAGAAUACAACGAAUUUGACAAUUUGUCAAAUAUGCUAAAAAUAUAUCAUCUUAAUUUUUACACAAAUAAUAUAAUAAAUGACUCCAGACAUAAUAACACAGAUAUGAAAAUACACAAUUAUGAAUUUUCGAAAAGUAUAUAUGAAAAAUUAACAAUUUCAGAUAUGUAUAAUAAGGAUGAUAAUACUUCAAAAAAUCAUGAACCAACUUUAGAUAUUCUCUUUUUUAACAUUCCAUCGUUUUUUUUUAUCACACUUUUUAAUUCAUAA
Messenger RNA from Plasmodium berghei ANKA, 2043 nucleotides. RefSeq names its product conserved Plasmodium protein, unknown function. The coding region runs from base 1 to 2043 and encodes 680 amino acids. The record is from RefSeq and is a predicted model, not a curated record. Lineage: Eukaryota; Apicomplexa; Aconoidasida; Haemosporida; Plasmodiidae. The transcript has a single exon.